Zootermopsis nevadensis is the source of this 1727-nucleotide messenger RNA. It is a transcript of the gene Hpf1, whose product is annotated as Histone PARylation factor 1. NCBI's taxonomy places the organism in Eukaryota, Metazoa, Arthropoda, Insecta, Blattodea, Termopsidae. Gene Ontology annotation, cellular component: nucleus. Gene Ontology annotation, biological process: regulation of protein ADP-ribosylation; DNA damage response. The record is from RefSeq and is a predicted model, not a curated record. Gene Ontology annotation, molecular function: poly-ADP-D-ribose binding; histone binding.
GGUUGGGGAAGCAAUUACAUGAUCAAGAUCGUGAAGCUUGAACUUAUAGUGUAUGUGCCCGUUCUUUCAACUGUAGUUUAGUUAAAUACUUUGGUAAAUAACUGAUCAGAUGUCUCAUGUACUGAUAUGUUUUGUAUUUCUGACGAAUAAGUCAUAGAAAAAUGGAAGUGAUGGACAUUUUAAUAUUGGUAGUCCUGAAUGUUAUUUUGUCAUUAAGAAUGGCGGCUAUUGGGUUAGGAGGUUGGGCUGCGGUGCCCACGAACGAUGUUGAUUCUCGAAUACCAUGCAGAUAUGGUCAAAAGUGCUAUCAAAAAAAUCCUUUACAUCACCAAAAGUAUAAGCACCCACCAAAGAGAAAAUUGGAGACCAAAGAUGGGAUUGUUAAGAAGAAGAAGAAGGAAGUGGCUGCAGCUGACGUACCCAUAUGCACGGUACCGGUACAGGUUGAGGAUGAGUGUAAAGCCCUGAGUGUUUCUAAAGAAGAAGAAGAUCUUCCUCCCACACCUGAAAAUGAGAAGGAAGCUAUCAAGCAGAAAUUUCUUGUUGAGAUGCCAGAAGAUUUUUAUUCCUUUUGGUCGUUUUGCCAGUCCCUAUCACCAGAUAAACCUGAAGAGGCUCUGAAGCAUGUUGGCCUUUUGCUUGUAGGCCCAUUUGAUGUAUUGUCAGGAAAUCUGAAGAAAGCAAAGAAUCGUAAACUGGCCAUAUAUUUAGUACACUGGAGGUAUUAUUAUGACCCUCCAGAAUUUCAGACUGUUAUCAAGGGUGAUGAUACUAAGCAGUAUCACGUGGGAUAUUUCCGGGAUGACCCCCAGGAGCUGCCUUGUUUUGUGGCCAGCAACGCUGCUGCAGUUGGCUGCACGCUGACUCUGAUGGCUGAGAAUAUUUUUGGGGCUGUUAAUUGUUACCUACAAGACAUGAAGCGGAUGUGUGACCCAUUUCAAAAGAUUAAGGUAUCAAAGAUUCAAACUGCUCUUCAGUCAUGGGCAAAGGAUAAAAACUUCCCCUUGGAUGUGUCCACUGCAGCAAUGAAGGCACGGAACAAGAAAGUAGUGACAAAAACAUUUCAUAAUGCGGGCAUGGUUGUCCCAUGGAACAAAGAAACUGAUUUGGGUUACAGGAAACUAAUAGAAACAGAUGCAAAUCUGAAGCAAAUAUUGAGGAAUGUGUUGGGGAGCAGCUGCAAAAUGGAGCGGGAUGCUCACCUGGAGAAAUUACAGCCUGUUGUUACUGCUGUCAACAUUGCCAAUGAUGAGUGUGAUUUUGGAGCAAGUCUUGAGCUGGGUCUCGACUUAUUCUGUUUUGGAGGGGAAAUAUUCCAUCGCACAGCACUGAAUCUGCUCAAGACUGCAUACAGCCUACUUCAAAGGAAUGAAUUUGCUGUAAUAGCAGAGGCUCAUUUGAAGAACAGACGAAAAGGAACAGCUCUCAGUGUAGUGGAUCAGGAUGCUUGAAGCUGUUGCUGUGUUUGCUAAUAAAGACCCAUAAUUUAUUGGAACUACGCUGAUGACCUCUGUUUUGAAGUUAUAUAAAAAGUGAAGCUGGACUAAGUUAAAUUCUUUGCACUUGCUUUUGAUGUAAAUGUUGCAAUUAAUAUUAUGUAAUAAGAAUACUUAUGUGUCAUUUGAGUUUUGUCAAUAACAAAUUCCAUGUACCUUUUCAUGUUUACAAUAAGCAUGUCAGGGUAAUGUCCUGUUUUAAAAAGGGAAUAUUAAAGAAUUUUGAACCUU